AUGACGAGAAAACACAUCGAUGAUGUUCAACCGGCAACAGUAAAAGAACAUUAUGAUUUAAUAUUAAAGGAAGAAAGCAUAAUUAAUCAUGAACCGCAUAAUAUAACACCCGAGGAUCUCCCAGAUUGGUACGACGAAAAGUUAUAUAAAAUAUAUCAAAGACUUUAUGCGAAAAACAUAAUGUCCUUCGUCAUUAAUGUCUUAGUAGGAAUUGUUGCAUUAUUUGCAGUUCCAUCGAUAUCAAAGGUGCUCUGGUAUAUAAAAAGAAGUCACACACCACAUUUAGCAUAUAAGAGAUAUUAUCGGACCAUAUUGUACAUACACCACUUGUAUUUAUCUGAUAUACAUAAUUCAAAUGAUAUAUAUUACAAAUUUAUAAACGCAAUACGCUCGAAACAUACGUUCAACUCCAAUAAAGCUAAGAAUGGUAAUUGUGGAGGAAUUUAUCAAAGGGACAUGGUUUUAACACAAGUCUGUGCAAUAGGAUACAUUUUUGUCAUGCCUGAGGUUUUCGGUUUACGCAUUAAACCAGAAGAAGAAAAGGCAAUGCUUCAUUUCUGGCGUGUAAUGGGACAUAUGCUAGAAAUUCCCGAUCGAAUAAAUGUAUGUCGCAAAAACGUUGCGGAGACACGAGAAUUGUUAGUGAUGUUAAUAGACAAAUUUUCCGAAUAUUUAAACAACCCGCAACCUGAGUACAACGAAUUAACAAACGCCUUGCUAGAUGGAUUGUGGUACGGCAAUAUAGGUAUAAAUAAGGAAGCUUUCCUGACGUUUACAUAUCAGCUCAGUAAUGUCAAACAUAAGAUAUCGCUGCGGUGGUAUAAUUGGAUAAUUCUGAAAUGUUAUAAACUCAUAUUCCGGCUGUUCCUUGUGCCAUACAUCGGACCGGUAAUGAAGAUUAUUUUCAAUAAGAUAAUUCUUAUCACUCUCUACCUCGCACAGAACUUACCCUUUAUCGCAUGGAUGUCAUUCGGAAGGAAAAAGUCUCAAUUAAUAUAGUAUCCUAAAUACAGCCAAUAAGAUUAAAAUGUCAUCAAUGACAGCCAGCAACAGACAAUUUGACAACAGAUUUGUUCGAAAUAUUGUGAUACGUACACAACGAAAUGUAUGCACAAUUUAUGCAGUGAAA
Molecule: messenger RNA, 1129 nt
Organism: Odontomachus brunneus
Lineage: Eukaryota; Metazoa; Arthropoda; Insecta; Hymenoptera; Formicidae
Exons: 8
Coding region: 1-999 (332 amino acids)
Molecular function (GO): oxidoreductase activity
Source: RefSeq, a predicted model, not a curated record